GUGGUUGGUGAGUCGCUGGAAGCCUAUAAUAAAAGUGCUCGUGCAGAUUGGGUCAAAUCAUGGCCCGGACAAGCUGUCCUGUGUGUGUCACAAAAGUACUGGACUACUUUCAUCCAUGAAUCCAUUCGCAAAGGCCCUCAUGCUCUGAAUGAUUACUUGACGAUGAACAAUAAUCAGAUUGAUGAGGUUGUGGCCCUUGUAAGAGGAGAUCUGUCCAAGCAGAACCGAGUGACACUGCAAGCCCUGAUUGUGCUGGACGUGCAUGCCCGGGAUGUGCUGGCAACACUGGUGGCUGACAAUGUCACCAAUGAGCUGGACUUUAACUGGUUGAGUCAGUUACGCUACUACUGGGAAGACAAUCAUAUGAUGACUAGAAUGAUCAACUCCAAACUGGCAUAUGGAUAUGAAUACCUCGGCAACAGUGGGCGUUUGGUCAUUACUCCACUAACUGACAGAUGUUACAGAACCCUCUUUGGCGCUCUCCAUCUUCAUCUUGGGGGUGCACCCGAAGGACCAGCCGGUACUGGGAAGACAGAAACCACUAAGGAUUUGGCUAAAGCUGUAGCAAAACAGUGUGUGGUGUUCAACUGCUCCGAUGGCCUCGACUACAUUGCCCUCGGAAAAUUCUUUAAGGGUCUGGCUUCAUGUGGAGCGUGGUCAUGCUUUGAUGAGUUCAACAGAAUUGAUUUAGAAGUUUUGUCUGUGGUUGCUCAACAGAUCUUGACCAUCCAGAGAGGUAUCAUGGCGGGGGCUGAAACUCUGCUGUUUGAAGGAACAGAAAUCAGACUAAAUCCUGCAUGUUCAGUCUUCAUAACAAUGAACCCUGGCUAUGCUGGUCGAUCUGAGUUGCCAGAUAAUCUUAAGGCCUUGUUCCGAACUGUUGCCAUGAUGGUUCCCGACUAUGCCCUCAUUGCAGAGAUCUCCCUCUACUCUUGUGGGUUUGUGAGUGCCCGUCCAUUGUCGGUGAAGAUCGUAGCAGUCUACCGCCUAUGCUCUGAGCAGUUGUCAUCCCAGCACCAUUAUGACUAUGGAAUGCGGGCUGUGAAGUCUGUACUUACUGCUGCUGCAAAUCUCAAGUUAAAAUACCCUGAAGAAGAUGAGAAUAUUCUGAUGCUGAGGUCCAUCAUCGAUGUGAACUUGCCCAAAUUCUUGAGCCAUGACCUGCCUUUGUUCCAUGGCAUCACUUCUGAUCUGUUCCCUGGCAUAAAGCUGCCAGAACCAGAUUAUGUGGAGCUGAAUAUUGCAAUCAAAGAGAACUGUGAGAAGGACAAUCUGCAGUGUACACAGUUCUUCUUGGAGAAGAUCCAGCAGAUCUAUGAGAUGAUGAUUGUACGACAUGGGUUCAUGAUAGUCGGAGAACCUCUUGGAGGCAAGACAAGCGCAUACAGGAUCCUAUCACAGGCACUGGGCAGGCUCAAGGAAAAAGAGCUGAUGAAUGAAAACAAAGUGCAGAUAAUUGUCAUCAAUCCCAAAGCCAUCACCAUGGGUCAGCUGUAUGGUCAGUUUGACCCAGUGUCCCAUGAGUGGUCAGAUGGUGUCCUUGCUGUUUCUUACAGAGCUUUUGCCACUUCCACAACUGAUGAUCGCAAGUGGCUGAUCUUUGAUGGACCUGUUGAUGCCAUCUGGAUUGAGAAUAUGAACACUGUGCUCGAUGACAACAAGAAACUCUGUCUGAUGAGUGGGGAGAUCAUCCAGCUGGCUCCAACCACCAACUUGAUCUUUGAACCCAUGGACUUGGAAGUAGCCUCCCCUGCUACAGUUUCUCGCUGUGGAAUGAUUUACAUGGAACCAUUGACACUAGGAUGGCGCCCCCUGAUGAAGUCCUGGAUGAAUCGUCUCCCAGCAACACUGACAGAUGGCCACAAAGCUGUUAUUACUGAUAUGUUUGAGAGAUUUGUAACUCCAACUUUACAGCUGGUCCACAAAGGUGGUCUCAAGAGCAUGUUCUUCUUUGCUUUGACCUGGUCUGUGGGAGCCAGUUGUGAUGACAAAGGCAGGUUUAGAUUUGAUAAACUGGUCAGAGAAUUAAUCUCCGGUGGUAUGACAGAAGAAACCAGGAAAGAAAUUUACCUGGUCGACUCAGUGGAACCUCCAUUGAAGCCUUAUGUUGUUCCAUUCCCACCAAAAGGCAAAAUCUAUGAUUACAAGUUUGUAAGAGAGGGAUCUGGAAAAUGGAUACCAUGGACCGAAGAUCUUAAAGAUGCCCCACCUAUCCCGAGAGAAUCUCUGUUUAAUGAGAUCAUUGUCCCGACAGUGGAUACAGUCCGCUACACAGCUCUGAUGGAGAUGAUGAUUCAGCACAAUGUACCCUGCCUGUUUGUUGGACCCACGGGCACUGGCAAGAGUUGCUACAUCACUGAUUUUCUUUUGAACAAGCUGGACAAGGAGAUGUACAAACCCAACAUCAUCAACUUCUCAGCCCAGACCACCGCCAGCCAGACGCAGAACAUGAUCAUGUCCAAACUGGACCGCAGAAGGAAAGGAGUCUAUGGUCCUCCACUUGGCAAGAAAGCAAUUGUGUUUAUUGAUGACCUGAACAUGCCCAUGAGGGAACCCUAUGGAGCUCAACCUCCCAUAGAACUGCUGAGACAGUGGCUGGAUCACUGGAAUUGGUAUGAUCUCAAAGACACAUCCCCUAUCAAGCUGAUUGAUCUUCAGUUUGUUGGAGCCAUGGGUCCUCCAGGAGGUGGUCGCAACCCCGUCACUCCCCGGUUUGUACGACAUUUAAACACUGUCACUAUUAAUGAGUUUGAUGAUGACACUAUGGUGACCAUCUUUAAGAGCAUCAUGGACUGGCAUAUCAGUGCAAGAGGAUUUAGCAAUGAGUUUAAACCCUGUGCAGAACAGAUUGUCCUGGGGACACUGGAGGUUUACAAGCAAGCUCUUCAGAGUCUUCUGCCCACCCCAGCCAAAUCCCAUUAUCUGUUCAACUUGCGAGACUUCUCCAGGGUCAUCCAAGGAGUACUCCUCUCCACUCCUGAAACCAUGGAAGACCUGACAUCCAUGAAGAAGCUGUGGUUGCAUGAGGUAUUCCGAGUGUUCUACGAUCGUCUGGUGGAUGAUGCAGACCGCAACUGGCUGUUUGUUGUCACUCGGGACAUUAUUAAGGACAAGAUGAAGGAGGAUUUUGAUGACAUGUUCAUUCAUCUGGACUCUGACAAUGAUGGGAAAGUGACUGAAGACGAUCUCCGUUCUUUGAUGUACUGUGACUUUGCUGAUCCCAAGUCAGACUCCCGUAAUUAUGUGGAAGUGCGAGAUCUAGAGAACCUGCAGCACAUCACCGAAGGUUACCUGGAGGAGUUCAACAACAUGAGUAGGAAGCCCAUGAACCUGGUGCUGUUCAGAUUUGCUAUUGAGCAUGUGUGCAGAAUUGCCCGUAUCAUCAAGCAGCCAAGAAGUCAUGCUCUUCUUGUUGGUGUUGGCGGGUCAGGUCGGCAGUCACUGACCAGACUGGCUUGUCAUAUGGCAGACUAUGAUAUAUCCCAGGUGGAAAUCACGAAAAGUUACACUUCCAGUGAAUGGCGAGAAGAUCUCAAACGAAUCCUCCGUAAAGCCACAGAGACAGAAAACCACGCUGUCUUCUUGUUUUCUGACACCCAGAUCAAGCAAGAAGCCUACCUGGAGGAUAUCACCAACUUGCUGAAUGCGGGUGAAGUCCCCAACCUGUACCCAACAGAUGAGAAAACAGAGAUCUGUGAGAAGAUGAGGUCCAUUGACAGACAAAGAGAUAAGGCGAAGCAAACAGAUGGAUCCAUGGUCGCUCUUUUCAAUUUGUUUGUAUCCCGAGUGAGAGACCAGCUUCAUAUUGUCCUGGCUAUGAGUCCCAUUGGGGAUGCCUUUCGUAACCGGCUGAGAAAGUUUCCAUCACUUGUAAAUUGCUGUACCAUUGACUGGUUUCAGAGCUGGCCAGAGGAUGCUUUACAAGCUGUAGCUUCUCGCUAUUUAGAAGACACUGAGAUGGGAGAAGAGGAGAGGGCGGGCUGCAUCAGGAUGUGCAAACAUUUCCACACCUCCACCAGAGAAGUCUCUGAGAGGUUUCUGCUGGAGCUAGACCGGCACAACUAUGUGACACCAACUUCCUAUCUGGAACUGAUUAGCACCUUCAAAGCUUUGUUGGACAAGAAGAGAGACGACGUCAUGAAACAGAAACGCAGAUAUGAAGUUGGUCUGGAAAAACUGGAUUCUGCUGCCUCCCAAGUGUCAGUGAUGCAGAAAGAAUUGACAGACCUACAGCCUCAGCUUGUGAUUGCCUCCAACGAGGUCUCCGAGAUCAUGGCCGUCAUUGAGAAAGAAUCUGCCGAAGUGGCCAAAGUUGAGAGGGUUGUGAAAGCAGAUGAAGCUGUGGCCAAUGAGCAGGCUCGAGCAGCACAGGCCAUCAAAAAUGAGUGUGAUUCUGAUCUGGCAGAGGCACUGCCUGCACUGAAUGCAGCCCUCUCAGCUCUAGACACUCUCACACCACAGGAUGUGACUAUUGUCAAAUCCAUGAAAUCUCCACCAUAUGGUGUCCGGCUGGUCAUGGAGUCCAUCUGUGUGCUUAGAGGCGUCAAACCAGAUCGUAUUCCCGACCCCUCAGGCUCAGGCAAAAAAAUUGAAGACUUUUGGGGCCCAUCCAAGAAACUACUCAGUGACAUGAAGUUCCUGGAAAACCUUCACAAUUAUGACAAGGAUAACAUUCCAGCAGCAUAUAUGAAGAUUAUCAGAACUAAAUUCAUUCCCAAUCCUGACUUUGAUCCAGACAAGAUCAAACUUGCUUCUACAGCCUGCGAGGGUCUCUGCAAGUGGGUGAGAGCUAUGGAUGUCUAUGACAAAGUGGCAAAAGUUGUUGCACCAAAGAAGGAGUCCUUGAGAACUGCUGAAGGGGAGCUAGCAGUAGCUAUGGCAUCAUUGGAGAAGAAAAGAGCUUCUCUGAGGGAAGUUCAGGAAAAGCUGCACAAACUGGAAGAAAAACUGGAGACUAACAAAGCUAAAAAAGCUGAACUGGAGAAUGAAGUUGAUCUUUGUACUAAAAAAUUGGCCAGGGCUGAGCAGCUGAUUGGGGGACUUGGAGGUGAAAGAGACAGAUGGAGUCAAGCUGCCCGAGACCUGGGUAAAAAGUAUGUCAAUCUGACAGGUGAUGUUUUGGUAUCCUCAGGAAUAGUUGCCUACCUGGGAGCCUUCACGUCAGCUUUCAGAAUGGACACUGCUGCACAAUGGCUGAAGACAGUCCAGGAGAAAGGCCUGCCUUGUUCCAGUGACUACAGCCUCAUCAACACUCUUGGGGAUCCUGUCAAGAUCAGGGAGUGGAACAUUGCAGGACUGCCAACUGACAAUUUCUCUCUUGAGAAUGGCAUUAUUAUCAGCAAUGCUCGUCGCUGGCCACUUCUGAUUGAUCCUCAAGGUCAGGCUAACAAAUGGGUCAAAAAUAUGGAGAAAGCCAACAAUCUUCAUGUGAUUAAGCUGACUGAUGCCGACUUUGUUAGGACCCUGGAAAACUGCAUCCAAUUUGGAACUCCAGUAUUACUGGAGAAUAUUGCAGAAGACCUGGACCCAAUUCUGGAGUCACUGCUGUUGAAGCAAACGUUCAAACAAGGUGGCAGUUUGUGCAUCAAGCUGGGAGAUUCUACCAUUGAGUACUCCCUGGAGUUUAAGUUCUACAUCACUACAAAGCUCAGAAACCCACAUUACCUGCCAGAAACUGCAGUUAAGGUGACAUUGCUCAACUUUAUGAUCACCCCUGAUGGUUUUGCAGACCAGCUGCUGGGAAUUGUGGUAGCCAAAGAGAGACCUGAAUUAGAAGAGGAGAAAAAUCAACUCAUUCUACAGGGGGCAGCAAACAAAAAACAGUUGAAGGACAUAGAAGACAAGAUUCUAGAAGUGCUGUCUACCUCUGAAGGCAACAUUUUAGAGGAUGAGACAGCUAUUAAAGUCUUGUCCUCAUCAAAAAAACUGGCCAAUGAGAUUUCAGAAAAACAGGCCAUUGCAGAAGAAACUGAGAAGAAAAUUGAUGCAGCCCGAAUGGAAUAUAAGCCCAUUGCUAUUCACAGUACAAUCUUGUUUUUCUCCAUUGCUGAUCUGGCAAACAUUGAACCAAUGUACCAGUAUUCUCUGACCUGGUUCAUCAACCUAUUUGUCCUUUCCAUUGAAAAUGCUGAGAAAUCUGACAAUCUCAACGAACGCCUGCAGUUCUUGUACGAUCACUUCACUUAUUCUUUGUACAGCAAUGUCUGCCGCUCACUGUUUGAGAAGGAUAAGCUGCUGUUCUCAUUUCUGCUGUGUGUCAACAUCCAAAAACAUAACAAGGAGGUGAAUGAAGAUGAGUGGAGGUUCCUGCUGACUGGAGGUAUCGGGUUGGACAACCCACACUCCAACCCGACAACAUGGCUGCCACCCAAGUCAUGGGAUGAAUUGUGCAGAUUGGAUGAUUUUCCUGUUUUUAAAGAUAUUCGCAAAAAGUUGAUCACACAAAAGGAUCAGUGGAAAGUUGUCUAUGACAGUCUGGAACCACACCAUGAAAAACUACCUGGAGACUGGAAUGAAAAACUGGGUUCCUUCCAAAAAUUGCUAGUUCUACGCUGUUUUAGACCUGACAAGGUAAUCCCUGCCAUACAAGAGUUUGUCAUAGAGAAAAUUGGCAAGAAGUUUAUUGAACCUCCACCAUUUGACCUUCCAAAAGCUUUUGGGGACAGCAACUCCUGUGCUCCCCUGCUGUUUGUUCUCUCCCCUGGUGCUGAUCCUAUGGCUGCCCUGCUCAAGUUUGCUGAUGAUCAGGGCUUCGGCGGUGGAAAAUUUGACUCACUGUCACUAGGUCAGGGCCAAGGUCCAAUUGCUACGAAAAUGAUUGAGAAAGGUGUCAAAGAUGGAACUUGGGUCACCCUGCAGAACUGUCACCUGGCCUCAUCUUGGAUGCCCACCCUUGAGAGAAUCUGUGAGGACUUUAACCCAGAAACAACACACCCAGAUUUUCGCCUGUGGCUGACAUCAUAUCCCUCUGAAACAUUUCCUGUCUCCAUUCUACAAAAUGGAGUUAAGAUGACAAAUGAACCACCUAGUGGUCUGAGGUUCAACAUCUUGAAAUCUUACAUGAGUGACCCCAUUUCAGAUCAGGCAUUUUUUAAUAGUUGCAAACAAGAUCCUAAGUUCAAGAAGCUGCUCUAUGGUUUGUGUUUCUUCCAUGCCCUUGUCCAAGAGAGGAGAAAAUUUGGACCCCUUGGCUGGAACAUCCCGUACGAGUUCAACGAAACAGAUUUACGAAUCAGUUGCCAGCAGCUGCAUAUGUUUCUCAAUGAGUACGAUGAUGUUCAGUUCGUUGCCCUGCGUUACCUGACUGGUGAAUGUAACUAUGGUGGACGAGUCACGGAUGACUGGGAUCGACGUACGCUGCUCACCAUUCUCAAUCAGUUCCUUUGUGAGGACAUCGUUUCAAGAGAUGACUACUAUUUUGAUGAAAGUAAACUGUACUACAGCCCACCUGAUGGCGAUUAUGAGAGCUACCUGGAGUACACACGCAAUCUGCCACUCAAUCCUUCCCCAGAGAUAUUCGGCAUGCAUGCCAAUGCAGACAUCACAAAGGAUCAGAAAGCUACACAACGUUUGUUUGACAAUAUUUUGCUGACACAGGCUAAAGCACCAACUGAGGGAGGCAGAUCCACAGAUGACAUUGUGGAUGAAGUGUCCACAGAUAUCCUUAGCAAACUGCCAGCAAAUUUUGACACUGAAGCUGCCCUUCGCAAAUAUCCAAUAUCAUACAG
Messenger RNA from Candidula unifasciata, 7727 nucleotides. The record is from the annotation of a GenBank genome assembly. Lineage: Eukaryota; Metazoa; Mollusca; Gastropoda; Stylommatophora; Geomitridae.